Messenger RNA from Protopterus annectens (West African lungfish), 1908 nucleotides. Its product is annotated as oocyte zinc finger protein XlCOF6-like. NCBI's taxonomy places the organism in Eukaryota, Metazoa, Chordata, Ceratodontiformes, Protopteridae. The record is from RefSeq and is a predicted model, not a curated record. The coding region runs from base 1 to 1908 and encodes 635 amino acids. Gene Ontology annotation, molecular function: RNA polymerase II cis-regulatory region sequence-specific DNA binding; DNA-binding transcription factor activity, RNA polymerase II-specific. The transcript has a single exon. Gene Ontology annotation, biological process: regulation of transcription by RNA polymerase II.
AUGGAGCAUCAGAUUUCUGAAUGUGCCAAGAACUUCUGUAUAACAUUUUCUGCAAAACACAAAUUAACUCUAACUGGAAAUAGACACAAUAAAUGCAUGGAAUAUGACACACACUCUAGCCAAGAGAAUGAACUAAAAAUGCUUAAGAAAGCUGACAAGUUGGAGAAUUUAUCUGUACUCAGUGACUAUAAAAAUAGAUCUACAUUUCAUUGUAGCUUUCCAACUUACUGUAAAACUCAUGCCAGGGAGACACCUAUGGAUGAGUGCCACACUCUCAGCAUCAUUAAAAAUACCAGAACAUUUGAAGAAACUGAAGACUAUGACAAAAAGAAACACAGUUUGUCAGUGCACCAAAAAGACUGUGCAAGAAUACAUCAAUGCAAGUCUCUUGCUGUCUGUGAGAAAAUGCUGAUGCAGAAGAAAUCACACACAAGUCCAUCAUAUUGUGAGACAGUCAGAUGGAACAGCCCUUCUGAGUUCCAUGAGAAUGUCCUUACAGAAGAUGCACCCACUAUUUGUGAAACCUCACAAAAUGCUAACGCAUCCAGUGAGCAAACCCAAAAUGUAGGAAAAGCAUAUCAGUUUGGAAAGCAUAGUAACAAUUUGAAAAGGAAUCGUUUCUCCAUAGACCACAAAAAAACUCAGACUAGAAAAAAGCCAUAUAAACGAAAAAGAUGUGACAAGACCUUUGUGAGGAAUAUUCAACUCACAUACCAUGAGAGGGCCCACACCGGUAAAAAGUCAUGUAAGCGUACAGCACGCCAUAAGAGCUUUGUGAGUGAGACUGAGCUUGCAUAUCAUAGAAAAAGUCUCACUAAUGAGAGACCAUAUAAACGUGCAAAAUGUGACAAGAGUUUUACAAAAAGGAAGUAUGUCAUAUACCAUGAGAAAACCUAUAGCGAUGAAAGGCCAUAUAAAUUUGAGACACGAGACAAGAGUUUUACAUGGAAGCAUAACCUCAAAUCCCAUGAAAACUUCCACACAGAGGAGAAGCAAUAUACAUGCACUAUGUGUAACAAAAGUUUUAUGUGGAAAUCUCAGCUAAAAUACCAUGAGAGAACCCACAGUGGUGAAAUACCAUAUAAAUGUGCAACACGUGACAAGAGUUUUAUGUUAAAAGGGGUGCUAACUCCCCAUGAGAAAAUUCACGCUGAGAAGCGUCAUAAAUGUGCGACAUGUGAUAAGAGUUUUAAAUGGAAGAGCUAUCUCGUACAGCAUGAGAGGACCCACACGGGUGACAGGCCGUAUAAAUGUACGCAUUGUGAGAAGAGCUUUGUGUGGAAUAGUCUACUUGUAGAUCAUAGAAGAAGACACACUGGUGAGAGCCCUCUGAAAUGUGCAAUAUGUGAAAAGAGUUUUAUGUCAAAGAAAUACCUCCGAUACCAUGAGAAAAGUCAUACUAGUGACAGACCAUAUAAAUGUGCAAUAUGCAACAAGAGUUUUAUGAGGCAGAAAUAUGUCAAAUACCAUGAGAAAAGCCACACUGGUGACAGGCCUUAUAAAUGUACAAUAUGUGACAAGAGUUUUGCAUGGAAGAAAAGCCUCAUAUCCCAUGAAAAAUCCCACAUUUCAGAGAACCAAUAUAAAUGUGCUGCAUGUGACAAAAGUUUUAGAUGGAAAUUUCAGCUAACAUACCACGAGAGGACUCACAGUGGUGAUAGGCCAUAUAAAUGUUUAACAUGUGGCAAGACUUUUAUGUCAAAUGGGGUGCUGAAGCGCCACGAGAAAGCUCACACUGAAGAGAAGCAGUAUAAAUGUGGUACAUGCGAUAAGAGUUUUUUACGUAAGAGCAAUUGCACACAACAUGAGAGGACCCACACUGGUGACAAGCCAUAUAAAUGUACAGCAUGUAACAAGAGUUUUACAACAAAGAAAUGCCUUAUAUCCCAUGAGAAAUCCCACACUUGA